Molecule: messenger RNA, 4116 nt
Organism: Balaenoptera ricei (Rice's whale)
Lineage: Eukaryota; Metazoa; Chordata; Mammalia; Artiodactyla; Balaenopteridae
Gene: ARL6
Product: ADP ribosylation factor like GTPase 6
Exons: 9
Coding region: 504-1148 (214 amino acids)
Biological process (GO): cilium assembly; vesicle-mediated transport; protein localization to cilium
Cellular component (GO): cytoplasm; axoneme
Molecular function (GO): GTP binding; GTPase activity
Source: RefSeq, a predicted model, not a curated record
GCAGGCUGUGCGCGAGCCUACAACUCCCAUUAUGCUCCACCGGGGACAGCGCGGCUUCUCGCUGGGAGGCUGCAGUUCACCCCUUCAACCUCGCUUACACUUCUUCAAUACUCCUCGCUUUGCCUCUGGCAUUUGGGGGAGCUCUUCAAUCCCUUCAUAGGGGCACUGCGGCUGACGCGCUGAGACCUCUGAGGAGGCGUGGCUCCGCACCGGAAGAACCUGCGGUUGCCCGGGGAACGCCACGCACCACGGCGCCUGACCCGCCACUGAUGCUUGGGCUGAGCCGGAGGCUACCCGUUCACCCAACUUGCGGAGGCGGCUUUGCUCAGGCCCAGGGAUUAUUUCUAUGGAGGCCUAGAGAGAAAGGCUGAGGGACGCCCGCACCAGAUUCCCAUCGCAGAGACGGAUACGAGCGAGUGCGUCCAUUCCUGUUCUUCAGCAGCUCCCGGGCCCGCAAGACUAACCUCAAAGACCAGCUGGUUUGUAAAUACUUGACUCACAUUAUGGGAUUGCUAGACAGACUUUCAGGCUUGCUUGGCCUGAGGAAGAAGGAGGUUCAUGUUUUGUGCCUUGGGCUGGAUAAUAGUGGCAAAACAACAAUCAUUAAUAAACUUAAACCUUCAAACGCUCAAUCUCAAGAUAUAGUUCCAACGAUAGGAUUCAGCAUAGAGAAAUUCAAAUCGUCCAGUUUGUCUUUUACAGUGUUUGACAUGUCAGGUCAAGGAAGAUACAGAAAUCUCUGGGAACACUAUUAUAAAGAAGGACAAGCCAUUAUUUUUGUCAUUGAUAGUAGUGAUAGAUUAAGAAUGGUUGUGGCCAAAGAAGAACUUGAUACUCUUCUGAAUCAUCCAGGAGACAGAUCCAAAAAAAUAUUGCUACGAUUUAUGUCAACGAGUGUUCUGCCUGUUUUCUCUUCUAAGAGUUUUAUGGUUUCAGAUAUUAAGCACCGCCGAAUACCAAUCUUAUUCUUUGCGAACAAAAUGGAUCUUAGAGAUGCAGUGACAUCUGUAAAAGUGUCUCAAUUGCUGUGUUUAGAGAACAUCAAAGAUAAACCAUGGCAUAUUUGUGCUAGUGAUGCCAUAAAAGGAGAAGGAUUGCAAGAAGGUGUAGACUGGCUUCAAGAUCAGAUCCAGGCUGUGAAGACAUGAAAAGAUAGUAUUUGGAAACCUCAACAAUUUUCAAUUCAAGGAAUAUAUAUUAAGGCACACUGAAUACUUUAAAUUUUUUGAAAGUUGUUUUUACAUCUAAGAAUACUUGAUAAUCUUCUGCUUGCAUUUAUGGACUCUGAAUGAGGUUUUUAAGAACAUAAGACUUCAGGGAUGCUAAUCUGGCCAUUAAUUAUAUGAAAACUAAAUGUUUCCUGAAGGUCUCCCUCCCCAGAAUUAUCAACUUCUUGAAAGGUCUACAUUUGAUUGUAAUUAGAAUGUGUAAAGUCAGAGUUAUCUCAGUAUCUCAUCUUGAUUUAUGAUAUCUUUAAUGCAUUUUAUUUUUUUAAUUGUCUUCUAAAAACUUAGCUUAUGAUAUGACUUUGUAGUAUGAUUGUGCUUGUGAAAAAGAACUUGUAAAUAUUUAUAAGGGACCAUGGGUAAUUAAUAUAUAUUAAAGUUUUGCUAUAUGUCACCAUCAAUAAAACAUAAAAUAUAAUAUACAAACUAGUGUGCUUUAUAUGCUGAAAAGAAUAAUGCUGUGUUAAUAUGGUAUUUUGUGUUUUACUGUCAAACAUUUGUAAAUUACCUGAGACCAAGUUAAGCUGAAUUUAUUUGUUCAGUGAAUAAAACACUGAAUAAAUAAAUGAAACAUCUCUGUACCUAUUACUAGUUUAGCAUUGUCCUAGGCAAUGGUGAUACAAGGUAAACAAAACGUAUUCCUAAUCCUCAGAGAGCUUAAAAUUUAAUGAGGGAGAAUUUGAGAAUCUUUUCAUUCAGAGUAUCUAAUUUUAUUUCAUUGGCUGACUGAAAAUAUUGCAUUUUAAGAUUAAGAGGUAUAAAAAUGAAUUAAUGUGAUUCUUCAUAAUUAUUACAACUGACUUAUUCUUUCUUCCUUUAAAAUGUCUCCAGUUUACUGCAGUACUUUGUUAAAAUAGACUGUGACUCACCAACUGUGUUUUUCCUGAGCAUAAACUGCUACAAAAAUGUUUUUUAGAAUUUUAAACAUAUCUCUGCCAUCUACUGUAUGCAAAUUGUGUUACUUCUCACAACUUAGAGACUGCUUAUAAUUGUAAACUCUAAAUAGAAGCUUUCAUUUUUAAUUAAUCACUGGGAAACAGUGGAUAGAGCAAUGGUGUAAAUCCUAAAAAAUAUUACAUAUAAAGAAAAACUGUAAUAUAUAAUGUGUAACAUCAUAAAUAUCAUUAGCUGUGAAAAUGAUAAAAACAGAAGACAAAAGGUAAGUGAGUAAUAAAGGUGUAUUAUGAUAAUUACAGUAGUGGUAUGUUUCACAGAGAUUUGAAUAAAAUAAUUUUAAAACUACAGUAAAAGUUCUGUAAUUCAGUUUCUCUUAGUCCAGAAAUCCCAGUGAUUUUGAAUUUGGCAUAUUGAAAGUUAUCCAGAAUAUUCCAGUGAUCCAGCAUUUUAGCUAGGUUGCCAGCCUCUCAUAAAUUGUUUUGAUGAAGAUACAAAGUGAGUCUCAUUAAUCUAGAGCUGCCUCAAAUAUAAAAAAGACAUGAAGAUGAAAACACUGUAAUUCAACAAAAAAAACCUAAUAUGCUGUAACUAUUUUAGGAGGAUGGAGAAAGGGGUGUUUUAAGAGAAUUCAAAUCCUCAUCUACCAUAAGGUAACAAUAACAAUAAUAAAAGCUAUCACUAUAUUUUGAGCAAGAUAUUAUUAUAUGUAUGGGAUUUUGCAUGAUAUAAUCCUCAUAAUAGCCUUAUGUAGUAGAUUCUAGUGUUUGUUUUAUAGACAAGGAAACUGAGGCCUAAAAAAAGGUUGUUUAAGGUCACAGAGCUAGUAAAUGGUGGUGCUGGGAUUCAGAACCAAACAAUCUGUUUAAAAUGGAUGAUUCAAGAGCUAAGAGUAUUACUGAUUUUAGAAAUAUAGAGGUAUCUGCCAUAAGAAUAGCUAAAAGGAUGGGAAAAAUCUCUUACUGGGGUGGGAGACCAGGAUUGGGGUGCUGGAGGUCAGGGACAAGGGACUGCUGUUUUUUUCUUUUUGCUUGUUUUAAGUCUAUUAACACUUCAAAAUUUAAACUCUGGGCAGGAAUGACUAUGAAAAAAAUAAUUCUUGAAAUUAUGUUGAUUUGUUGAUGCUAAAUUAGUAUUCCACAAACUACAGUAAUUCACACCUAUGCAAAUAUGUAGAAGAGAGCUUACUAACUGCUUCCUUUGUUUUCAUGAUCUCCAGAUCUAGUUUAUAGUGUAUAAACAUCCAUUUGUACUCUACAUUUUUAUGUAAAGAUUAUGUAGAAGCAAGUUGGGCUACAGUGGUCACAGCACGCCAUGUGUGUAUACACUGAGGUUAUUGCAUUUGUAUUUAACAUAUUAUGCAAUUAAAAUUUAUUGCAUUAAAGCUCAAGCAAGUGUUUUUUUAUGUUUAGACAUCACUGUGUUAACAAAGUUUAAUUCAUUAAGCUCCACAUUUCAAUGUGACACCUCAUAAAUUGUUCAAAAGUUAGCCUAUUGUAUGUUUUUGCAUUUAAAUAUUUAUAAUGUGGCCCUAUUCAGCCUGUGCCUUAUAAAUCACAAAAGAGCUGAGUUGUAUAUAUUUUUCAUUUAUAGGUUGUCUGCUAAAAAUUAUGAAUUGCCUUCUGAUUACUUAAGUUAUUUUUUUCCCACCGUAUUGUGAUUUCCAUAAAUAUAUGUAGUUACUCUAGAGAAAACUUAAGGCAAAUACAUUCUGCAUGUAACUCUGGUACAUUAAAAUACUGUAGCAUUUUAACUGAUUUGCUUUCUGAGUUUUCCUUCUUGCUUCUUAGUUAAAAAAUAAAUAAAACCAAUAUUAAAUGCUCACUUAAACAGAUGUUAAAAUGGGUUUGUUCAUUUCUGUGACUGGAAGGAAAUACUUUGACUGAGAAAUGGUUAUUGUGUUUAAUUGAAUGUUUCAAGUAACUUAUUUAUUACAUUUUUAUUGUGAAUCUUUCUCAUUAAGGAUGUUCCUUCUGGGGUUUGCAAGGAACUGCCU